Messenger RNA from Lentinula edodes (shiitake mushroom), 2358 nucleotides. RefSeq lists its product as uncharacterized. Gene Ontology annotation, cellular component: nucleus. Gene Ontology annotation, biological process: regulation of DNA-templated transcription. NCBI's taxonomy places the organism in Eukaryota, Fungi, Basidiomycota, Agaricomycetes, Agaricales, Omphalotaceae. The record is from RefSeq and is a predicted model, not a curated record. Gene Ontology annotation, molecular function: transcription cis-regulatory region binding; zinc ion binding; DNA-binding transcription factor activity, RNA polymerase II-specific. The transcript has 6 exons. The coding region runs from base 111 to 1943 and encodes 610 amino acids.
GACGAUCUUGACCAUGUACUAUCCCAUUCGUCAUUCAAACAAAUUCUUCGUUCAUUAUAAGCAAAGAUUCUGCAGCUUUCAAGAACUCAACUUUUCUCUUCCUUCUUAUUAUGAAGCGCCAAAACGACACAUCCCGCUCAUCGUCAGCGGCCUCCAGCCGAGCAACAAAACGAACAAAGUCUGUUCAGGCCUGCGCUAAAUGCAGACAACAGAAGACGAGAUGUGAGAUCCUUGAUAGCGCCGACCAGCCAGUCAUCAGGUGCCAUCGAUGUAAAGUUCUUGAGGUGGAGUGCUCGUACCAAACAAUGGACCGAAGUCUCUUUGAGGUUGCUCGCACUAAACCUAAGGGUGAUGAGCAUGGCGAAUGGCACGACAGAAGCUUAGAUGUGCUAUCAGGCUAUUCUGGUACUCCGACCUCGAAGGAUGCACCGGGUAGUUCCAAUGCAUCGCUACCCACGGAUCUCUUUCCCAAUAAGCCUCAUCUGCUCUGGGACUUUCUUCGCACUCCUCAGGGGUCUUUGGAUUGGUCAGCGCCACUACAAGCCAUACAGGAGCUCAUGAAGCAGUCUGCUGACUCUUCCGAAUCCCGUCGCUAUCCUCCCCCUCCUUCAGUGCUCAACGAUUCGUUGGAUAGCAUUCUCUCAUUGAAUCAGAUUCAACACUUAACAUCGCUAUUCGAACACAAUUACCUGCCGUGGUUGAAUUUCGUACCUAUUCGUGAGACACAUAGCCCUAUUCUCGACCUCGUGUAUUGCACGAUUGCUUCGCGUCAUUUUGAUGAAGCAACCCGGUCUGUGGUCGCCCCAAGACUACAGUCCUUGACCGCAGAAAUUGUCGCCAAAAUGAUAUUUCAAUCAAGAAGAUCAGAAACUCUCGAAUCGAUCCAAAGUCUUUUUAUUUUAUCUCUAUGGGCGCCAGUCUGUGGUGCUGAUGAGGACUUUCGCGACGGCCGUCUCCUCGUUGCGUCUGCCGUUAGCAUGGCUCAUGAUAUGCGCUUGAAUGACGCGUGUCAAAUAGCAGCCAGACUUCGCGAGAGAAAGGCUAAGGGAGAAGAUGUUUCUGAUCACGAAAUGUUCGACGCAAUAAACAAAACCCGGCUGUGGAUCGCUCUUACGAAUGUUGAGUCUCUACUAUGCACGGGGAGCGGACGUCAUCCACUAUCGAAACGUACCGCAGAAUAUCUGACGACGUUCCCUUUAACUUCCAAUCUUCCUUCAGAUAUGGCGUCCGGGCGAGAUCUGCGCCUGAGGCUUUUGGCAGAACUCUUUGACAUCACUGAAGCCGGGCUAGCGAUUCGUCUUCAGUCGCUAUCAGAAGCCGAUGUAAACCUUUGGUACGAUGGUUUCGUUCAUGUCUUGUCCAACCUGAGUCGUGUUGCGCGCAUUUUACUGCCUUUGGCUGUGGUCGGCGAUUUUGAUGUAUUCUACUUCAAAGCACUUAACAUCCUAGUGCGGACCUGUCGACUCCUCAUUUUGUACCAAGCCUCCGUCAGCGCACGGCAAUACUUUGUUCACAAGGAUAUUGAUAGACCUUUUUGGUUCAGAGAAGUUCGUCCUUAUGGGUUGCUCAUUCUCAUUACAUGGGGCAAAGAAAAUAUGGCAGUCUCAGAGUCGAUCCUGGUUCUUCUGCUCGAGCUGGAUGUGCGGUUAUUAGGGACGUCGCCCGAUUAUAUUUUCAACAUGAUUGCCUUUGCUGCCAGUUAUGUCAUCGGUUCGAAAUUUCUCGUCCUGCAAUCCCUCGGAAUUGAUCUUCCCGGCUCCGGCGAAAAGCUUCUGUGCCGAACCAUCGACAAGUUGAAUCAAUGCUCCUAUUCUCCGGAUUCCCCUGCUAGGAAAUGCGCGACUCUCAUUUCUUGGAUGCUUUCGCUGUGGGAGGACAAGCUCGCCUCCCUAGACCCGCAGAAACCAUUUCCGCCAGACUGCCACUACUUCCAUCGAUUCUAACCAAUAUUCACCUCCGCAGUCCACCUGCAUUCGAGAGCCUGCCGCUCGAUUAUCUCAACAGCCUUUUGGUCCUUCCGCGUCAACGCCGGCUGGUGACGUGGACUGGUACACUUCAGUGUUCAACGACGUUUCGCUCUGCAAUGACCUUUUUGACGAUAAUGCUGCAUAUGGGCUCUACGACUCACCAUCUUCACUCUCUAGUUCACAGGUAGAAUUAUGAUAUAGAAGGGGAGCGAAGUGAAGAAGCGGUCGUACCGUGUAUGAAAUAUAUCUCUCUCCUUAAUCUUGGUACAAGUAUGUUAUAAUAGUAGUGCACAGUACAUACGAUGUCUCUUAUUACAUUGCCAACGAACCGCGCCACACUGCUGUAUCGAAAAUGACCGCGAAGCGGUAUUGUACUGGCGUCUGAAUGGUA